Molecule: messenger RNA, 2717 nt
Organism: Pimephales promelas (fathead minnow)
Lineage: Eukaryota; Metazoa; Chordata; Actinopteri; Cypriniformes; Leuciscidae
Gene: slc16a3b
Product: solute carrier family 16 member 3b
Biological process (GO): transmembrane transport; monocarboxylic acid transport
Cellular component (GO): basolateral plasma membrane
Molecular function (GO): lactate:proton symporter activity
Source: RefSeq, a predicted model, not a curated record
CAAGUGAUUCACUAGUGACAGAACACAGAACAGGCUCAGUCAGAUGAGCAAUUCAUUCAAGUGCUUCUUCAAAAGAUGCGUGCCGUGCAAACGUGAUGAUCCUGGUGCCAGAGAGGCAUCGUCAGAGAAUUACCUUAAUCACAGAGUAUCGUUAAGCUGAGACCUGAGGUGUACUGAGCAUCAUGGGUGGAGCAGUUGUUGACAGUGGCAACAGCGGGGUCAAGGCACCUGAUGGAGGAUGGGGUUGGGCUGUCCUCUUCGGCUGCUUCGUCAUUACUGGUUUCUCCUAUGCAUUUCCCAAAGCGGUCAGCGUCUUCUUCAAAGAGCUUAUCCGGGAGUUUGGCGUGGGGUACAGUGACUGCGCUUGGAUCUCCUCCAUUCUUCUUGCAAUGCUUUAUGGCUCAGGGCCUCUGUGCAGCAUCCUAGUGAACCGUUUUGGAUGUCGCCCUGUGAUGAUGGUCGGGGGCCUUUUUGCCUCGCUGGGUAUGAUCAUGGCAUCCUUUGCAACCAGCAUCCUUCACAUCUAUCUCUGCAUAGGAGUCAUAACAGGUUUGGGUCUUUCUCUGAACUUUCAGCCAUCCCUCAUCAUGCUGAACAGAUAUUUCAGUGAGAAAAGGCCCUUGGCCAACGGCCUGGCUGCAGCUGGAAGUCCCGUGGCUCUGUGCUGUUUAUCUCCUCUUGGUCAGAUUCUUCAAUACAAUUAUGGCUGGCGUGGAGGCUUCCUCAUACUGGGAGGGAUUCUACUGAACUGCUGUGCAUGUGGAGCCCUCAUGAGGCCCUUGAAAGCACCAAAAAAAACCAGCGAGGUAUACGAAAAGGAAACGAAAGCCAAACCAAAGGCCAAGCUUCUUGACUUCACAGUCUUCAAAGAUUGCGGCUUUGUGAUUUACACUGUGGCCGCGGCCAUUAUGGUGCUUGGCCUUUUUGUACCUCCUGUGUUUGUGGUCAGCUAUGCCAAGGAACUGGGCAAUGAGGACACCAAGUCUGCCUUGUUGCUCACCAUACUGGGGUUUAUUGACAUCUUCGCCAGGCCCACGUGCGGCAUCAUUGCUGGGCUCAAGUGGGUGAGGCCACGAUGCGUUUACCUCCUUAGUUUUGCUAUGAUCUUCAAUGGAGUCACUGAUCUUGUUGGGUCCAUGUCCAAAGACUAUGCAUCUCUCGUGGUGUUCUGCAUUUUCUUCGGUAUCUCUUAUGGCAUGGUUGGAGCCUUACAGUUUGAAGUGUUGAUGGCCAUUGUGGGAACAGAGAAGUUCUCCAGUGCCAUUGGCUUGGUGCUGUUGGUCGAAGCCAUUGCGGUGUUGGUGGGACCACCUGGAGCAGGUCGCCUUCUGGAUGCCACAAAGAACUACAUGUACGUCUUCCUGCUGGCUGGGUGUGAAGUGGUCCUCUCUGCCCUUGUGCUCGCCAUCUGUAACUUGCUCUUCAUCAAAAUGAAGCCCCAAGAGCCUGACCCUCCAGCCAAGAUGGAGAUGGCCAUUACCGAGACCGAGGUGGAAGAGCUCAACAAAUCACCAAAGGAUGACCAAGACAAUGAAGGUGCUGCUAGUGAGAACGGGAAGAAAGCUGCCGAACCGCAAGCAACGACGAAAUCUGAUGAUAAAAUGGCUAACGAGUUGGACUCGAUAGAGUUGGAGAACGCUUCCAAAACGGUGACUGAACCAAAUGGUGUGGUAGUUGAACCUGAAUCCUCUCUGUGAAGAUACUAGAACAAUAGAUAUAUGACAGAGCUUCCCUAGGAGGACUCAUGGACGUGUGUUUGAUGUUGUGGUGUAUGCGCUUCGAGUGUGGUUGUGAGGACCGCUUUCAGAGCUUGCUCUGCUUUUUAGAUAAAGCACUUGUAACUGGAUUUUUUGCAAAACACUGCCUUGCAUGCUAACAGAUGUCAGGAUAUGUUCUCAAAGGUUCUUCAAAAAACCGAUUCAGUUAUUUAUGUGGCUCCAAAUCUUUGGUCAGUAUACACUCCACAUCAGAGCAAGGCAUAUACUGAAGAUUACCAGCUUGCUUCUUUGUGGCAUUCAGUGUUUGCUAAUGUGGAUAGUUGGUUUGUAAUAUAUUUUAUCGACGGUUACAUUUUUAAACGGGUCCUGAGAGUUUUAAAGGUUCUAUUCAAAUCCUGAAUUUAAGACCAAUCCAACCAGACUAACCCAUAUGCAUGACAUGCAAAUGAGGAUCUGGUUUAGUCUCUUUAAAUUGGGCAUGUUCUUGAGGAAUGUACAGAAUUCAGAUAAGCUUAUUUUUGUGGAACAUUAAGUAUAUAACUGUUGUAGGACAAAGCGGUUACAUUUUUUUUAAAGUUUUUUUUUUUUGGUAAAGAUUAUCACUAUUUAUAUUAAAGUGUUGAUGUCAGUUGGCACCUGCUCUUAUAUUUAUUCUGUAUUUAUUCAUCGAAAUGUCACUGUUCUUAGACCAACUGCAUCAAUCAGAAGAGGACCACAGUUUUUACUUGAUAUGUUGGUUAUGUAACAUUUAUUUUUAAUUCAUUAACUCGUGCAUUGAUUUUCAGUGGGCUUUUAUGGUGACACAAGAUUUUUGAAAUUGGUGGCGUGGUCAGAGCCCUUUUAAACUUUACCUCGUUUUAUCUUUCACCAGCAUUUGUGAUUAGGGACCCUAAUCACAAAUGUUCAAAGACACUUGAGCUAUUUUUGGUUGUGCCUUAAGUCUUGUAGCAGUACAGAAUUUGUGGAUAGAAAUAAAAACAUCCUUUCCUCUCCACUGCA